Amoebophrya sp. A25 is the source of this 494-nucleotide messenger RNA. Lineage: Eukaryota; Dinophyceae; Syndiniales; Amoebophryaceae. The record is from the annotation of a GenBank genome assembly.
UGAGACCAGCGAGAUGACGGUGAACCUGAACACAGUGAUGGAAAAUUCAAAAUGGUCAGAGCGAGGGUCUAGAUUUCCCUCAUCGACUUCACAAGUUUUGUGGAGGAGUGCCUCAUGUUCAGUAUUGGAUUGGUCGUACAUCACUCAUACCUCUGCUUGUUAGUUUGGUUCGUAAGACGCGCAUCCUUUGACUCUAAUACUCCAUGAGGCUGGCUCUGGAGCCAGUGUUGCAGAGCGUCGAAGGUCUUGGCAAGGAGAAAAUAAUCGAAGUCACACACGAGAACUCCGGAGUCUGCUCAACACCUCCUGCAAAGGACUGCAUGGAACAGGGCAGCAUGGGCAGUACUAGGAAAUUUUUCACCGUCUCUAUCGUCUGUGUCUUUGAGUCAGAUGCACUUGUUUUGGAGAAAUGUUCGGUCAUCAAGAAAAUAUUUAUACUGGCAACCUUGACCACCUUCAGGUACUUACACUCAAAAAUGAGGAGGAGUCCGUAG